Messenger RNA from Geodia barretti, 2250 nucleotides. Lineage: Eukaryota; Metazoa; Porifera; Demospongiae; Tetractinellida; Geodiidae. The record is from the annotation of a GenBank genome assembly.
AUGAGCGAAGAUCCGAGAAUCAUUCUGCGCCGCCUGCUGGACGCGGCUCUCGCGAGUGCCCGGCCGGCGCGCUGCUUGCCGCCGCACCUGCCUGAGCCGCCCGCCGGCCGCACCGUCGUGGUGGGCGCCGGCAAGGCGGCAGCGACGAUGGCGCAGGCCGUCGAAGAUCACUGGGAGGGUCCCCUCGAAGGCCUCGUCGUCACCCGGUACGGCCACCGCGUGCCGACACGCGCGAUCGAGGUGGUCGAGGCGGCGCAUCCGGUACCGGAUGCCGGCGGCCGCGAGGCCGCGGCGCGCAUCCUCGCCAUGGCCGAGGGACUGGGAGCGGACGAUCUCGCGCUCUGCCUCGCGGUCACCGGCGCGCUGCUCCGCUCGGGCGCCGCGAUCGGCGAGAUCAAUGCCGUGCGCAAGCAUCUCUCCGCCAUCAAGGGCGGGCGGCUGGGGGGGGCCUGCCAUCCGGCUCGCCUCGUGAGCCUCCUGAUCUCGGACGUGCCGGGGGACGACCCGGCAGUGAUCGGCUCGGGCCCGACCGUGCCCGACCCCACCACCUUCGCCGACGCCCUUGCGGUGCUGCGCAAGUACGGGAUCGACGAGCCCGCCGCCGUCAUCCGUCACCUUGAGCAGGGCCGGGAGGAGACGCCGGAGGAGGGCGACCCCCGGCUCGCAGGGGCGGAGACCCUGAUCGUGGCGACGCCCGCCAUGGCGCUCGCCGCCGCCGCCGAUGUGGCGCGCGAGGCGGGUUACGCGCCCAUCAUCCUGGGCGAUGCGCUGGAGGGCGAGGCGCGCGAUCUCGCGGGCGUGCACGCCGCGCUCGCACGAGACGCCGCGCCCGGCACCAUCCUCCUUUCCGGCGGCGAAGCGACGGUGACCGUCACCGGCGAAGGCCGCGGCGGCCCCAACGCCGAAUAUGCGCUCGCACUUGCGCUCGCGCUCGACGGUGCGCCCGGCAUCUUCGCCACCGCCUGCGAUACCGACGGGAUCGACGGCACCGAGGACAAUGCCGGCGCCGUGGUCGCGCCCGAUACGCUGGCGCGUGGGCGCGCGUCGGGGGAGGACGCCGCUGCCCGACUCGCUGCCAACGACGCCUACGGCUUCUUCGCCGCGCUCGGCGAUCUGGUGAUGACCGGGCCGACGCUCACCAACGUGAACGACUUUCGCGCGAUUCUGGUGAGCCAUCCGGGGACUCGGGAGGGGAAGCGGCGCGUUUGCGGACUAACCAUUGACCGGCAGCGGCGCCAUGCCGAUAACGGGGGCAGGGAGACCGCAGAGGCACGAGUCGUGCGCCGACACCGCCGCGCCAAGAUUGUCGCGACACUCGGGCCGUCGAGCUCCGACGAGGCGAUCGUCCGCGCGCUGUUCGAGACCGGCGUGGACGUGUUCCGCCUCAAUUUCAGCCACGGCACCCACGCCGAGCACAGCGCCCGCCACGCCCUCGUUCGCGCCGUCGAGGCGGAGGCCGGCCGGCCGAUCGGGAUUCUCGCCGACCUUCAGGGGCCGAAGCUCAGGAUCGGCACCUUCCGGGGCGGCGAGGCGCCGCUCGCCCAAGGCCAGCGCUUCACCCUCGGCUUCGGCGAUGAGCCGGGGGAUCGGACCUGCGUGGGCGUGCCGCACGCCGAAAUCUUCGCGGCGCUGGCGCCCGGCGCCGAAGUGCUGCUGGACGACGGCAAGGUGCGGCUCCGCGUCGCCGCGUGCGGUCCGGACCAUGCCGAGACGGUGGUGGUGACGCCGGGCGUCCUCUCCGAUCGCAAGGGCCUCAACCUGCCGGGCGUGACGCUCCCCAUCGAUGCGGUCACGCUCAAGGAUCGGGAGGAUCUCGCUUUCGCUCUCAGCCUCGGGGUCGACUGGGUGGCGCUCUCCUUCGUUCAGGGGCCCGACGACAUCGCGUCCGCGCGCCGCCUGGUGCCGGACCAUGUGGCCAUCGUGGCCAAGCUGGAGAAGCCUGCGGCGCUCGAUUGCCUGGAGGAGAUCGUCGAACUCUCCGACGCGAUCAUGGUGGCGCGCGGCGACCUCGGCGUGGAGCUUGCGCCCGAGGACGUGCCGGCCGCGCAGAAGCGCAUCGUCCAUGCGGCGCGGACCGCCGGCAAGCCGGUUGUGAUCGCGACCCAGAUGCUGGAUUCGAUGAUGAUUGCGCCGGCGCCCACCCGCGCCGAAGCCUCGGACGUCGCGACCGCGGUCUAUGACGGGGCCGAUGCGCUCAUGCUCUCAGGCGAAUCCGCGCCGGGCGCUAUCCGCGCGAAGCGGUGGCGAUGA